Molecule: messenger RNA, 1221 nt
Organism: Cylindrotheca closterium
Lineage: Eukaryota; Bacillariophyta; Bacillariophyceae; Bacillariales; Bacillariaceae
Source: the annotation of a GenBank genome assembly
AUGUCACAAAAAAGGACUCCAGCAAUCACGAUGACACGGAUAUUACUUCCUUUCCUCUUGACAAUUAGUCUAUCAUUACGAUGGGCUUCGGCCUUUCAGCAAUAUGGCGGGAAACCAAGAUCAAGCCAGAAUCCAGGCGUGGAUUUUCAUCAGAAUACACCCACCUUCAAAGCGUCAUUGCCAUCAACAUCAUCGUUGGAUGCAUCACAACCAGAAUCAAAUGAGUUUGAAACCUCGCGGCGUCAAGUCAUGGUUCAAGUUGCCUCAAAUGUAAUGCUACUGUCGUCUGCAAAUGCAGCCGUCACGGACGAAACGGACAACUUUGCCGAUAACUGGUGGACUACUCCAAACGCCAACAACGGCAACUCCAUUGCUCCAUCGCCGGUGCCAGCCAAGAGUGGCCCUUCCGAUGAAGUUACAAUCGCCAUUCCCAAAGCCUCGUUGAAUCAAAAGAAAGGCGGAGGUGGCCUUGGAGUAGAAUUGGGAGAAGUCGCGUUUCGAAACAACGUCAGGGUAUUUGUCAAGUCUGUCAAUCCUGGAUCUAUCGCUGAGACAUUGGGCGUCAAAAAGAACUGGAUCGUGGUCGGCAUCAAUGGUCAAAGUGCCGAACGUACUGAUGUCGCAGGAGUGGCCCUGAUGGUUUAUAAAGCUGUCAAUGAUGACGCAAAUGACGAUCGAGUGGUCUUUCGAUUCCGAGAUCCUGUCGUUUUCAAAAAGUCACUCAACGACAUGGAGAACGCAGGAGGGGAAGUGACGACCCAGGUGGCUCCAGCAGGAGACACGACGCAACGCAAAGCAGUUGGAAACAAACAAACCGAGCAAGAUGAUCAACGACUUUCUGUUUCCCAAUUGAUUCCUCCCAAGAUGUGUAAUCGUCAGGCAGGAGUCGAUGAUUUGUUGGAGAUUUCGUAUAUUGGUACAGUGUUGGAUACAGGAGAUGUAUUUGACGGUUCUGCCAUCAAAAUUAAUGGCAAGGGCAUUCCCGGAAGAGCAGAUGAUGUUAGUAUCUUUUUCGUCUUGGGCAAGCAACCUUUUGGUCAGUUUCCUUCAGGUUGGGAUGUCGGUCUGGAAGGCAUGUGUGUUGGAGAACGUCGUCGAUUGAUUGUCCCUCCAGUGCUGGCCUAUGGAGAAGCAGGAUUGCCUCGUCGAGGGAUCCCACCCAACGCAACUUUACAGUACGACGUCACUGUAGUCUCAAUAAAUGGACUUUCGACACCUUAA